ACCUAGGCUUUUAUAUACUACAAGUUCCAACUUUAAAGUUUUCAUCAGUUUUCAUCACGAGUUCGAGGUUAUUCAGGUGGUUCAAGAGGUGCCGGGCUAAUUGAAAAAGUUAAUCAACGUUUUGCAAUGAUAACUGUGGAAGAAGACAUAACAAAGCGUCCACAUUUUCGGUUGAAGGUUGAUCUUUCCAAGUUUUUCCACGAUGCACGCCGGUCCUGUUGGAUCUUUAUCGUUGGAACGAAAAUUCAGCAGAUUAAUCAUUUGCAGCAACAUAUUAGUAAACUGUUCAAUAUUGCGGAACCAUUCCAUUUGCUGCUGAAUGACACCGAAUAUCUGCCACCAAUAGAGGAUGUGAGAAUACUUAAGGAGAAUGAGACAAUUCUAGUAGUUCCUGGAUCUGGAAUAAAUACUGAAGCUCUAGCUGUUGUAGAAACUAGCCAUGUUUCUAUAUAUGAUAAGCAGGCUACAAAUAUUAAAACAGGAAAACAGGAAAUGGUUGCACAAAAUACAUUUAGCAAUACCUUGAAUAAUAUGCAACCAACUUCAAUAAAUAAUACCACAAAAGAUAUGACAUUCUAUAGUGUAAUCAGUGAUACAAUAGUCAAUUAUAGUGAAGGAGAUACAGAUUCUAAAACUACAGAUAAUUUAACAGAGGAUUGUAACGUAAUAGAUUCGAUUGUAUCCAUUGCAAAAAGGAAAAGAGUGCGAAAACGAAAAUCAAAAAAUCGAUCUCGGUUUAUUGUAUCGCCCUCUGAUAGAAUUGAAGAAAAUACAUCAAAAGAACCAAAAUUAAAGAAACCAAAAAUAAUAGAUUCCUAUAUUAUUCCAUCAGGAAAACAUAUACGAUUUAAUGAUAUAGAAAAUAAUGAACAUAAUAUUGCAAGACAAAUAGUACAAGAAGCAUCUAGAAAUCAAUCUUACUUAAAUGAAACAUCGUCUUCUAGAGAUCUUUCUAUGCUUUUAACAUUAGGACAAAGCUCAACGCCAAUAACUUUCAUAAAUAAAAAAUUAAAAAACGAAAUUGAAACGAAAAAUAUAUUAAACGAUGAGAUAAGAAGCAAAAAUUUAAACGAAAUUAUGGUGGAAGAUAGUACAGAAAAAAUUUCAUGUAAUAAAGAAUCUAAGAAGGAAAUACAAAGUUAUAAAAAUUUGUAUGCUGAUCUAGAAAAGGUUCCAAUAAUGACUAGAAAACCGCAGGUUAAUGACAUUAUUGCCUUCAAAACAUUAAAAAUUGGUACAGAUUACACGCCUCAGGUGUCUAAUUCUAUUUUGGCGGAAGUAGUGGCUUGCGUACAGUCAAGAACUUAUACUCUUCGGAUACUCCAUGGUAAAGAGGAAAUUCCGGAAGUGCCAUUUGAGAAGUUUUCUCCCUUCGAAAUCGAAUCUGAAAGUCAUCCGAAUGAAGAUACACUUAUAUUUAAUUUUUCACAAAUGAUUGAACCACGCCUAAUUUCGUAAUUUUUUAUUUUAUGAAACAUGUUAAGUUAUUAAAACAUCAGUUCU
Molecule: messenger RNA, 1503 nt
Organism: Mycetomoellerius zeteki
Lineage: Eukaryota; Metazoa; Arthropoda; Insecta; Hymenoptera; Formicidae
Exons: 5
Coding region: 127-1458 (443 amino acids)
Biological process (GO): spliceosomal snRNP assembly
Cellular component (GO): Cajal body
Molecular function (GO): U2 snRNA binding; U1 snRNA binding
Source: RefSeq, a predicted model, not a curated record